AUGUUCAAAAGCAGAAGAUUAAAAACUGUGUCGAAUGCCAUCAAGACAGUCUCAAGUAGUGAUGUGUCCGCCGGUGUCAACUCCAAAUUGUUCGAACUGAAAGAGAUCAGUAGAUAUGGUAUGAACGGACAAAUAACAGCGUUAGGCUACGAUCCGGUCCAAAGUUUAAUGGCUGUAGCUACUGAUUCAGGUGAAAUCCAUGUUUACGGGAGACACCAGGUGGAAGUAGUAUUUACAGUGGACUCAAAGGCGACAAUCAAGAAUCUGAGAUUUUUGAAGGGUGUGUAUCUUGUCGCGGUCGAUUCGAAGGAUUCUGUGCUAGUGCUUUCACUUCUUUCCAAGAGCUUUCUUGCAACAUUUUUUGCACCCGGAAAAAUCACAUGCGUUGAAUCGGAUCCGUCGAUGGACUGGCUAAUUCUUGGUCUCCAAAGUGGGACCGUUGUAAUAUAUGAUAUUGAUCGAGAUGCGAUUUCCCCUGUGCGAAUAGAGAAUUUACAAAAGAGCCACUUCUUCCCUAAGGAAGCUGUUUCACCAGUCGUGUCAAUUCAAUGGAACCCCAGGGAUUUUGGCACUCUUUUGAUUUCCUACACAAAGGUGACGGUAAUCUAUUCGUUUGUGGAAAAUCAAGUCAAAAGCCAUUUUAUCUACAAAGUUCCUCCAUCUGCUCCUGGAGGGGAUUCAACUGUAGAUUUGGAGAGCGAAAGGAUACCACGAGUGACGCAAUCUCUAUAUCAUCCUAACUCGUUGAAUCUUUUAACUGUUCACGAAGAUAACUCUUUGGUCUUUUGGGAUGCUAACAAUGGAACUUUGAUUCAAGCCAGAACUUUGUUCGACACCGACGUGAAUGUUCCUAGAAACUUUAACGAUAGUUCAGCAGUAAAGAAUACCAAAAUAUUCAAGGUGGCGUGGCUGUGUCAGGCUAAUCCCGAAUAUACAUCGCUAUUGAUAGCGGGAGGCUCCUCGCUGGAGGGAACCGGCUGCCACAAUUUAACACUCAUGGACCUUGGGGGCACACCAAUGUAUUCUGUCACUUCAUAUGAAAAGAUGAGCAACUUCUACGCUAAUCCCGUCAAACAGAAGAUUUUACCAAUCAAUAAUUCUGCGUCCGUGAUUGAUUUUCUAACAUUAGCUCGCGCUUCUCCCUACUUUUCAGGUAAUCAUGACCCCGGAUUCAUUGUUGUUUUGCUUGAAAAUGGGGAGCUGGAAACGCUACUUUUCCCUUCAGGUCAUACGACAUACAAAGCGUCGCUUUUUCCCCAGAGUAUCUCUUGGGUUCGCCCUUGUGCCACGAAAUCUGUCGCUACUGCUGUGCCUAAAAAAUUGUGGCUGGGUAUGAUGUCCUCUACUUACAACAAGGACUACUUACUUAAAGGUGGUGCUCCUGUGAAAAAACCUUUGCGUGUACAUGAAACUAGGUCUGCUUUGGCAACAGGCCAUACUAAUGGGUCUGUUCGUAUUUGGGAUGCUUCUCACGGUGAACUAGAUGAUAGCUCAGUUUUUGAUGUGAAUUUGUCUCAUGUUCUUAACAAGGCGACGGGCCUCGCUGUCGACAACAUUUCAUUUGCAUCUGAAACGGCCGAAUUGGCUGUUUCAGUAGAGGAUGGGGAUGUGGUGCUUUUUAAAUUUCAAACGAACGAACACUUUGCUCCAGAAGGGAGCCCCAUAGUUAACGAUGUCGAGGUAAAUUUCAGAAGAUUUUCGCUCAAUACAAACAAUGAAAUUCUGAUAGAUGUAGCCGAUAGAGCACCCCGCAAUGUCAGAGAAGGAUUUAUGCCCUCGACGGCUGUGCAUGCUAGGAAGGGGAAAGUAUCCGCUUUGAAAAACAGCAAUGUUGGAUUUGUCGCCAUUGCCUACGAAGAAGGAACCAUCAUGGUAAUUGAUAGACGUGGUCCGGCUGUCAUUUAUAUGGGAAACGUGAGAAAUACAAGCCGAGGUCGAAGUUUAUGCGCAACAUGCUUUGAGUUUACUAUUCUGGGCUAUGGCGACGAUUCAUAUUCGAGUAUCGUCCUCUUCGCCGGCACUGAUGCUGGCGAGUUGCUUUCGUUUAAGGUUUUGCCGGAUCAAGGUGGUCGUUUUGCGGUAGAUCCUAUCGAAUGUCUCCAGACUAAUGACUCUGGCCCCCUGUUGAGCAUAGAAUCAUUUGCUAAAAUGGACGGUAAGCCUUGCCAAGCAACCAUAGCAGGAAUGCAACAACUUUCAAAAGGUAUUUAUGUUCAAAGUCAACUUGUCAUUUGUGGAGCUACAGACAUACGCCUGGCUACACCAGGUAAGUCGAAGGACAGCCACAAAAUUUUCAAAUACCCAGUUGCAACUUGCGGCUUGUCUUUUGUACCGGUUUCACUGCAGAGCAAGGGUACAACUCCACCACCACAGACUAAAGUAAGAGCCGUAGCACCUGUUUUGAUCUGCUUGUUAGUCAAUGGUGACGUGAAAAUUCUGGGAUUGCCGGAGUUACGAGAAAUAAAGUCCAUGACAUUGGGUGUUCCAAUUCACAGCAAAUAUAUCCGUGAGUCGUCUGUACUACGCAACGGAGAUAUUGUCGCUCGGGUUGGUAAAUCAGAAGCAAGUCUUGUUACGGUCCUAAAGGACACAUCAUCUCAGAGUUCGCAAGCUGAAACCCAUGCAACAGACACACUUUAUAAUCCCGAAUUGCGUAUUCCGUGCCGUCCAGAAUUCAACUCGCUUCAGUGGGCUCGAGGCACUCUUUACGUUAGGAGACAAGACUUGGACGAUCUUUUAGGUGGAAAUGCGAGGAAACCCAGCAAAUACAAAGAAAGUGCUAUUGCAAAUGGAACUUUAUCUCUUGAUCCGCAAGAAAAGGUGGACAAUAAACACGGUAUGUCCGCUUCCAACGACCACCGAUAUGUGGCUCCAGUUAGACACGGCGCCAAAACAGGUGGUUACGGAACGAUGAAGUACGUCUCACGGGCCGUUGAAAACGGCUGGGACAACUUAGAGGGAACUUUUAACGAUUACGCCUUAGCCGCGAACGAGACCAUUAACGAGGCCCUAGAGGAAACAGGAUCAGGUCUUGUUAAGGGUGUAUUUCGUUCCAAGAUAGGCUUUUAG
Messenger RNA from Lachancea mirantina, 3069 nucleotides. The record is from the annotation of a GenBank genome assembly. NCBI's taxonomy places the organism in Eukaryota, Fungi, Ascomycota, Saccharomycetes, Saccharomycetales, Saccharomycetaceae.